Molecule: messenger RNA, 990 nt
Organism: Camelina sativa (false flax)
Lineage: Eukaryota; Viridiplantae; Streptophyta; Magnoliopsida; Brassicales; Brassicaceae
Source: RefSeq, a predicted model, not a curated record
GAAAAUAGUGAUGAUUCGUAGAGAGACAAAACAGCUGUUACCUGGAAAAAUUUUCCUUUGAAAUUGGACUUUGCACUAAUACCUCCAAAUUCCCUUAAUAACAGUAGGCAGUAAUCACGUUCUCUAUUCACGUGGCCACCAUCCCCAAGUUUCAAAGCACACAUGUACAGUUAGUUGCACAUGAGUUAGGUAAUGUGUAUAGGUGGAUCUGUCGUCUUUCUCUACAUAUGAUAUGGUAUCAUCGAUAUGAUUGAAUGCAGAUGCUGAGGACUAUCAUCACCAGUAAAACGAUUGAGAUUAAGAUAAGUGUCUCACCAUCUGAUUAGUAUAGCAGUAGUAAAAGUAAGAUCACGUGGUUAGAUCCCCAAUCGUAUUAUAUAAAGCAUAGCACGAAGCUUUAUAAGUCUCUCUUUAUCUAACUCACAUCUAUCCAAGAUUUUCUCAGUUAGAAUUACAAAAACAUAACAGACCAAACAAGUUAUACGAGCUUUCAAGACUCCUAACGGAAUUGCAAGAAGAGAACUCACAAUGAAGAGAUUCUAUUCAGUUGCUCUCAUUGUGUUAUUUGUAUCUUUAGCAGCAAGUAUGUAUAGUGUAGAGGGACGUUCUCUGUUAACAAUGACACCUUCUGGUAAAGCUGUGAGAGAUUUUCAGGUAGGCAAGAACCUAAAGAAAGCCCCAGUUAGAAGAGAAAAAGAUAGCUUCCGAAAAGUCCCAACGAAUUCCCCAAAUCCUACUCCUGCUUCUUCAUCACGUCACUUGUCUUCUUCUUCGGAAAUGGCUUAUUCUGCUUCCUCUUCCUCUCUUGACCCCAUCAAUACCAAGGUUCUCACGUAUGACGGUAUGAGUAUGCUGUCCGUGGAGAAAUAGUCAACAUUAGUCAGUGAUGAGCUAGCCUGGAUGUGUUGAGGCCUGAAGGAGCGCAGUUGUACAGACGGUCCAACGUGAAAGAGAAAAGCGAGUUGCAAGUUUUUUUUUUUUUUUUGGUGA